Molecule: messenger RNA, 1012 nt
Organism: Oncorhynchus keta (chum salmon)
Lineage: Eukaryota; Metazoa; Chordata; Actinopteri; Salmoniformes; Salmonidae
Product: gastric inhibitory polypeptide-like
Exons: 5
Coding region: 477-809 (110 amino acids)
Biological process (GO): response to glucose; regulation of insulin secretion; response to starvation
Cellular component (GO): extracellular region
Molecular function (GO): hormone activity; glucagon receptor binding
Source: RefSeq, a predicted model, not a curated record
CAGGGACCAUUUUAGAUUUAAAUAUAGCUGCAUGCAACUCAAAAUGUGUUACAUCAUUGAAAACAUUGACCUUUUACUUAACUUCCAUAUCUUGUAGUUUGAGCAUUAAGCUGUUCACUUCUCAAUUGUUUCCCAUCUAGCCCCAUUCAGAUUAGCCUAAUAGCCCAGAAAGGUUUACACUGGUCAUAUUAAGGGUAGUUACCUCUCAUCUAGAGAGCAAUUUUAAGCACCCUAUUAUUUUACUCAGCAGAGAAAAACCGACUUAAUAGUUCUGAAUGUAUUAGAAAGCUUGCUUAUCGGAAAUGUAUGUGUAUAUUAUUGUCAUUAAUUGCCCUAAUGUAGUGGAACCUAGGUGUUAUUCUGGUCACGACACAAAUCACCUCUGAGAAACUGUAUAAAAGGACAAAUGUCUUGUAGCAACUCACAAAAAGCUUGCAUUUCUCAGUGAAGAAUCUCCAUUCUCAAGUUUUGUCACCAUGGCGGUAGCAUUGUUCGUACUGGUGCUCCUCUGCAUGGCUGGAAUGCUGCAUGCUCAGGCCUCGGACCAGUCUGGAGAGAACAGUCUCACAGAAAAUGGACAGGGUUUGGGGAGAAGAUAUGCUGAGUCAACCAUUGCCAGUGACAUGAGCAAAAUCAUGGACUCAAUGGUUCAGAAGAAUUUUGUCAACUUCCUGCUCAACCAGAAGGAGAAAAAGAGCAUGUCUAAUGUCACUCCGGAGGAAGAUCCAGGUGCUUGCUUGUACAGCAAUCUCCUGAAAAAGCUUGCACUGUGCAUCCGCAGCAAGGGACGCAGAUCCAUGACCCAGUGAUGUUUUAAAGAAUAUCAGCAAAUUACCAACAUAGGCGAGAGAAUGAUGCAAAGAGAAACCUGAAGUCAACCACAACAUUGUGACAAUUUCGAAAAAAAAUGGUGCUUUCUAUUUUGUUGUCAAUCCAGAAUGUCUUACCUUUUUCAUAAAUAAUUGCUAAGGUGAAAUUAAAUGAUUGAACUAUUAAACCAAUAUUGUCCUCA